Thunnus maccoyii (southern bluefin tuna) is the source of this 3243-nucleotide messenger RNA. RefSeq names its product fibronectin type III domain-containing protein 9. Lineage: Eukaryota; Metazoa; Chordata; Actinopteri; Scombriformes; Scombridae. Gene Ontology annotation, molecular function: protein binding. The transcript is spliced from 2 exons. The coding region runs from base 2064 to 2702 and encodes 212 amino acids. The record is from RefSeq and is a predicted model, not a curated record.
UCAGAGGAGGAAAGGUGAGGACAAGAGAGAGUUCAACUCAGAGCAUCAGCACUUUUUUAAUUACUUAAAUAAACACUGUAAUUUUCAAUCAUCCAUGAUGCAUCAGGGAGUGAGGAUGAGUAUUUGAAAGACAAAUGACAAACAGAUUGUGUUUUCUGUUAAAGCCACUGCUCACUACUAUCCUCUCCCUCAUGACCAAAUGGGUUCUGAAGAUAAAUUCAGCCCCCAUGAGUCUACUGGUGGCUACAGCAGGGCUGACUCACAGUGAACACUUUCAACACAUUAUCACCACAGGACACACCAAAAAACAUUUUAUGUUUGGGAAAUCAAACGAAAUACGUUUAACACACAUUAGCACCCUGUAGAGGCUGCGACGCUCAAGAAACCCCCACUAUACAGAAAGUACUGGGACAGAAUGUACAACGUCCAGACAAUUUUGUAAUUCUUAGCGCUAGUGUGGAUAAAAAUGUCAAUAUUCUGCUACAUGGGAUAAUUUAUUAAAAAUGGAUAAUCACGUCAGUGGCAUGAUUGUAGUUUGAGAUAUUUUCUGUGCAAAAUGAGACUUUGACCUCAGGGUGCUGCUAGAGAAAAGCUAAUGGAGACAUUUUAUACAUGAAGUUCAGCUUUAUUUACCACAAGAAAUACUACUCAGUCUCUAAAAACUGUUGCAUAAUGUCUUCUGUGACUCUGGAGGGAGCUUUCCAAAGUUUGAAACAAGACUAAGAGUCUACAGCCAAUGAAAUGCUAACAUGCUGAGGUUUAGGAGGUACAAUGUUUAUGUAACGUUUAUCAUGUUCACCAUCUUAGUUUAGUGUGUUAGCAUGUUAACAUUUGCUAAUUUACCCUGAACACAAACGUACAGCUGAGGCUGAUGGGAUUGACAUAAUGUUUGCAGUUGUUUGGUCAUAAACAAAAGAAUAAAAGUCAGGAGAUCAUCAAAGUCAAGAGGUUAGUUAGGAUUCAUCCUCUGGUGACCAAGAAUGUCUACAAAAUUUCAUGGCAAUCCAUACAAUAGUUGAGACAUUUCAGUCAAGACCAAUGUGGUAGAACAACUGACCGACCAACAUCACUAUUCCACUAACCUGGCAAAACAAGUCCUAACAUGACAUCCUCAAUAAAAACGGGUUAAUCACUUUAAAUUUAAUGGCAACCUCCCUGGUAGAUUAUGAGAUAGAUUGUGUGCAAAACUGAGAUUUUGGCCUGAAAGAGGCCCAAGAGGAAAACUCAUGGAGUGUCAAAGAAGCAAUGGAUACAUUUCACAGCUUUCUGACAUAUUUUGGAAAAAGGACGUUUCUGAAAAUGUCAGUGUAAGAGGAUCACCAGAAACAUCAGGAGUCAUCCUCUGGGGACCAUGAAUAUCCCACAGUAAAUUUCAUGACAAUCUGGCCAGCAUUGUUGAGAGAUUUUGCUCUGGACCAAAUGGUUUGACAGAUGGAGAAACAAAAUUUCAGCUCCCACCUCCCCUGACAGAAGGCGCACUGCGUUGCUAGUUUUCCGGAUUGAAAACCAUGGCAUUCACCAAAGUGUUGCUCAAGGGUUUAUGAAUGAUUAAUCUCACCAGAUGAAAUAUCGAGGCAUAUCAGAUAAUUUUUAUAAAAAUCAAUUGAUAAAUAAUAAGCCAUUUGGAUGUUGAACUGUUUCAACCCGAUGCACUCUUUUCUAACAUUCACUGCUGGAGAUUUCAGCUCCCUCUCUCCCCUGUCGGCAGAGAGUUGAAGUCGCUGCUCUAAUCCAGCAGCACUCCCACUAGUGUGGCAGCAGUGGAGACAAGGACACAACGAUCUCUGGUCCACUCCUGAGGUUGAAAACCUACACAGCAGCAGCCUCCAGCAUCAGAGCUGUUGAUACAGUGACAGUGGAAUAGAUGCUAAUAUGACUCAUGGGUAGCUGGAGCGCAGGAUAAUCUGAACACGUCAGGCACUACAGAUCGGUAUGUUCAACAAAUACUGGCACCGUUUUCCCGCCCAAUUUAAAUUGUGAGCUCACAAAGACUAUAUCUGAGGAAACACUUCCCUCAUUAACACAGCUCCAGAAGCAGACAAACAGACAGACAGACAGACAUCAUGGGUAUUGUGGUCUACAACAUCUCCACCACCUCCGCUAGAGUGAGCUGGCCGUCGUUCCCCGGCUGCCUGGAUACUUUCUACAGCGUCAUGUACGACCCCAACUGGAACAGCCUGCUGAUGGGCUACAAGCGCAAAACUUUCAUGCACGAGGAACGCAUCCCCGUCAGUCAGACCAGCACGCAUCUGGCCAACCUCCUCCCACAGACCGCCUACUUCUUGUGCGUGACGUGUCAGGCCGCCAAUCCUGUUCGCGACCAAUGCCAGGUGUUCAGCACUCUGACUGAGAGCAGUGAAGGCCACGACAGGGCCGGCUGGGAGCUCGCCAUGGGUGUCUGGCUGACCUGCUGCAUCUUGCUCUUGCUCAUUGCCAGCAUCCUGUUGUGGGGAUGUCUCCACAACAUCUGCUCCAUCCCCAGCCAGGCCGCCAACAGCUGCCCUGUGGUGGCCAACGCAGCCCGCCAAGACACCUCUGGAUCCAGACACCUCUACACUGCCAGAGGAAGUAGCAACAACAGCGCCAAACAUGCUGCCGUCAUACAAACCCCGCUCCUUUCAGCUCAGACCACUGGCCACAUAAUUACCCAGGACCAUGAGCUGAGAACACUUGCUAAGCUGUCUGGCAGCGAGCCAGUAUGAAUCAACUGGAUUGAGGUCAUCACAGUAUUGUUCUGCAUGGACUGAAUUGUCUGUCGAGUAUUUUUACCCACUGAUGAAUUCCUAUUUGUGUUUAGGAGAAAUAGAGUGUUUCCAUUUAAAAUUAAAUCUUGCUGAACUAAUUCAAAGUUUUCAAUGAUGUUCAAAAUGUUUUGUAAUUGCGCAAAUAAUCGAUCCUGUCUGUAUUUGUUUGUUCUAUUGAAUGUGAAUGUUUCUCUCAUAAAUAACAAGAAGCUCAUGAAGGACUUUUUGAUUGAUUAUGUACUAUGAAUAUGAAUUGUUUUCCCUUUACUUUGCACACACAAGACAUUUCACACAUAGUUACCCAUAAUGAUGCUUUUCUAGAAAUCUAUCAAUACAUAUAUCAAUAAAGUAGUGAAUCUGUGGCUGAAAAUGUCGACCAUAGGAGAGCUCAUACACUGCCAGUCGAAUCAUGCCAAAAAUCAAUAAAGAUCAUCCACUAAUGGAAUAAGAGAAAAUGAAUUUAAAAAAGGACAAUGUUCUCUCUGUGGGUGAUGAUGAA